Molecule: messenger RNA, 3251 nt
Organism: Musa acuminata subsp. malaccensis (wild Malaysian banana)
Lineage: Eukaryota; Viridiplantae; Streptophyta; Magnoliopsida; Zingiberales; Musaceae
Source: RefSeq, a predicted model, not a curated record
AAAGCAGCACCGGCAAAUCGGCAGUGGGGAUAUACCAAUAAACCAGUGAAACUGUAGAAUAGUGUCGACAUUUUGGGUGUCCCUCCGAACCCCGUCUCGCAAUAAAAUGUUCCUUCACAAAGUCUACUGCCGCUUCUCUCUCAUCUAUCCCACGCUGUGCCCCCCUCCUCCUCCUCCUCCUCCUCUCCGCUCCCUCCCCCACGGUGGCGGCCUCUUCUGCUCUCCUCCUCUGCGUGUCCCUAAUUCGCUUCGAUUCCGUCGCGUGAGGCACAUGAGGUCCCACGUGGCUUCCUCCGCCCCCUCCCGGUUCGCCAGGCUGGUCCCCUUCGCAUCCGCUGCCGAGAGUGGCGUCGCGGACCCGAACGGAUCUCCGGCCCCCACUUCUCUGCCCCUAGAAGAUGAAGAAAGUUUGUCACUUGGGGGGUAUAGGCUUCCUCCAAAGGAAAUUCGAGAUAUUGUUGAUGCACCACCCCUUCCUGUAUUGUCAUUUUCACCACACAGGGAUAAGAUACUCUUUCUGAAACGAAGAUCUCUGCCACCGCUUUCAGAGCUUGCUCGCCCUGAGGAAAAGCUUGCUGGUAUACGAAUUGAUGGUAACUAUAAUGCCCGGAGUCGAAUGUCCUUCUAUACGGGGAUUGGGAUUCAUUCCUUAACUGAUGAUGGUAAGCUAGGACCUGAACAAGAAGUGCACGGAUUCCCUGAUGGAGCUAAGAUUAAUUUUGUUAGCUGGUCACGAGAUGGUCGGCAUUUAUCAUUCAGCAUUCGAGUUGAUGAGGAGGAAAACAAUAGUAGCAAGCUUAGAGUUUGGGUCGCAGAUGUAGAAUCUGGAAAAGCUAGACCACUGUUCCAAUCGCCUGAUAUAUUCUUGAACGCAGUUUUUGACAAUUUUGUCUGGGUGAACGAUUCCAUGUUGUUAGUUUGCACUAUCCCUAUUUCUCGUGGAGCCCCUCCAAAGAAACCAUUGGUCCCAUCUGGCCCAAAAGUUCAAUCAAAUGAGCAGAAAAAUGUUGUUCAAGUUAGGACCUUCCAGGAUCUACUGAAGGACGAAUAUGAUGAAGAUUUAUUUGACUACUAUUCCACAUCACAGCUAGUACUGGUAUCUUUGGAUGGGACAAUGAAGACUGUUGGGCCACCUGCUGUAUAUACAUCUAUUGAUCCUUCACCAGAUGACAAGUACAUAUUGGUUACUUCUAUUCAUCGACCGUACUCCUACAUUGUACCCUGUGGAAGAUUCCCAAAGAAAGUUGAAUUGUGGACAACAACUGGGAAGUUUGUCAGAGAAAUAUGUGACUUGCCUUUGGCUGAAGAUAUUCCUAUUGCAUUCAAUAGCGUACGCAGAGGAAAGCGUUCGAUCAAUUGGAGAUCUGACAAACCUUCAACUCUAUAUUGGGUGGAGACACAAGAUGGAGGAGAUGCAAAGACGGAAGUUUCUCCACGUGAUAUUGUUUACAUGGAGUCUGCUGAACCUAUAAACGGUGAACAGCCUGAGGUUUUACAUAAACUUGAUCUUCGAUAUGGAGGUAUCUCUUGGUGUGAUGAUACCCUUGCUUUAGUGUAUGAAUCAUGGUAUAAAACACGACGAACUAGGACAUGGGUCAUCGCUCCAGACAGUAAAAAUGUUAAUCCACGAAUACUAUUUGAUAGAUCAUCAGAAGAUGCAUAUUCUGAUCCAGGCUCUCCAAUGAUGCGGCGAACACAAGCUGGUACCUAUGUCAUUGCCAAAAUUAAAAAGCAAGAUGAGGGAACUUACAUUUUACUGAAUGGAAGAGGUGCGACACCAGAAGGAAACAUUCCAUUCCUUGAUUUGUUUGACGUAAAUACAGGAGUUAAAGAGAGGAUAUGGGAAAGUGACAAGGAAAAAUAUUAUGAAACUGUUGUUGCAUUAAUGUCAGAUUACACUGAUGGUGAAUUGCCCAUUGAUCAAUUAAGAAUACUUACUUCAAAGGAAUCGAAAACGGAAAAUACUCAAUAUUUUCUACAGGCUUGGCCAGAUAAAAAGUCAUUUCAGAUUACAAAUUUCCCCCAUCCUUAUCCUCAGUUGGCGUCCUUACAGAAAGAGAUGAUCAGAUACCAGAGGAAGGAUGGUGUUCAACUAACUGCAACACUUUACUUGCCUCCUGGUUACAGUCCUACUAAAGAAGGACCUCUGCCAUGCCUAGUCUGGUCUUAUCCUGGAGAGUUUAAAAGCAAAGAUGCUGCCGGUCAAGUUCGUGGUUCUCCCAAUGAGUUUGCAGGAAUAGGUCCUACAUCACCACUUCUCUGGUUGGCUAGAGGAUUUGCAAUUCUCUCUGGCCCAACAAUCCCAAUUAUUGGUGAAGGUGAUGAAGAGGCAAAUGACCGGUAUGUAGAACAGCUGGUUGCUAGUUCGGAGGCUGCAGUUGAGGAAGUCAUACGAAGAGGGGUCGCUCAUCCAAAUAAAAUUGCUGUUGGUGGUCACUCUUAUGGGGCUUUCAUGACAGCUAAUCUAUUAGCUCAUGCACCCCAUCUUUUUUGUUGUGGCAUUUCUCGUUCUGGAGCAUACAAUAGGACUCUAACUCCUUUUGGCUUUCAGAACGAAGAUAGAACACUUUGGGAGGCCACUAAUACUUAUAUUGAGAUGAGUCCUUUCAUGUCUGCAAAUAAAAUAAAGAAACCAAUUCUAUUAAUACAUGGGGAAGAAGACAACAACUCAGGAACAUUGACGAUGCAGUCCGAUCGUUUUUUCAAUGCUUUGAAGGGACAUGGAGCACUCUGCCGUUUGGUUAUUCUUCCCUUUGAAAGUCAUGGUUAUUCUGCUAGAGAGAGUAUCAUGCAUGUCCUAUGGGAGACUGAUAUGUGGCUGCAGAAAUACUGUGUAGAAAGUUCUGAUCAAUCUUCAGAUCUUUAUUCAUCCAGUGGUGAAUCUCCAAAUUCUUCUGAAAAUAAGGCCAUCUCAGCUACUGGAUCUGUGCCUGACCAUGAAAGUACACAAGAGGAUGGGUUUUAUUUUACACCAAGGUCUCUAUUGUGAUAAAGCUGCUGCAUUCCACAUCUUCCAUCCAUCCAGUGCUACACCAACAACAGAUCUGCUACAAUAAGGUUGUGGCCACACUGAAUGAGUUUGAGAUUCUUUCCAAAGCUGCCUACUUCACUAAUUGCUUUGGCUGCUGCAGUUCCUUUACCAACCAACAUUUGUAAUCUAUCCCAUCUCUGCUGAAUGUAUUCUGUGGUAGAAAUUGUUUCAUGACUGUCUCUUGUCACCCUAUUUUUUCAAGCAUUUGCAAUUAAUCUCA